AUGGAUUUAAGAGUCGGUAGAAAAUAUCGCCUAGGUAGGAAAAUUGGUGCCGGAUCAUUCGGUGACAUUUAUCAUGGUACCAACUUAUUAAGUGGUGAAGAAAUUGCCAUUAAAGUCGAAUCAGUAAGGACAAAACAUCCUCAAUUGGAAUAUGAAUCAAGAGUGUAUAGAUAUAUCAGUGGAGGUAUAGGAAUACCAAUAAUUAGAUGGUUUGGUAGAGAAGGGGAAUUCAAUGCCAUGAUUUUGGAUCUCUUGGGACCUUCUUUAGAGGAUUUAUUCAAUUAUUGUCGUCGUUCUUUCUCUUUUAAGACUAUCAUCAUGUUAGCUUUACAAAUGCUUUCAAGAAUUCAAUAUGUUCAUGGCAGGUCUUUCAUUCAUAGAGAUAUUAAACCUGAUAAUUUUUUAAUGGGUACUACGCAUCACCAAAAUAAUAUUGUUCAUAUUAUUGAUUUUGGUUUAUCAAAAAAAUAUAGAGAUUUUCACUCCCAUAAACAUAUCCCAUAUAGAGAAAAUAAAUCAUUAACUGGGACCGCAAGAUAUGCAAGUAUUAGUACUCACAUGGGGAUCGAACAAAGUAGAAGAGAUGAUUUAGAAUCAUUAGGUUACAUUUUAAUUUAUUUUGCAAAGGGAUCUUUACCAUGGCAAGGGUUGAGAGCGACAACUAAGAAACAAAAAUAUCAUCUCAUCUUGGAAAAAAAAUUAACAACAUCAAUCGAACGAUUGUGUAGUGGAUUACCAGUUCAAUUUGCUCAGUAUAUUGAGUAUUGUAGAACUCUAAAGUUCGAACAACGGCCUGAUUAUUCUUAUUUAUCGGGCCUGUUUAAGGGUCUUGCUACAAGCUUAGAUUAUCAUAUUGAUCAUCUUUUUGAUUGGACCUUUUUGCGUUAUACUAGAAUAAUGCUUCAAAAACAAAGUGAAAUGUUAACAGGACCUGGGCUUCCUGAGGAGACUAGAAAUAAAUAUCGUAUUGAAACGCAGUAUCGAAGUCCAAAUUCAAGUAUACCAAGUUCAUUAUGUUCUGGAUCACAAGAAAAGAAGAAAGAAGAAAAAACAAUUAAUCGCAACUAUUAUGGUAAUAAUUAUGAAAGUACUGGUAAUAAAACAGCCAUAUUAUCUUUCGAAAAUAUAAAAAGACUAACAAUGAAGAAAUUUAGUAGUAAUUUCCAUUAUUAUAUACUUGGAGAAACUCAUAACCCCAGUCCAAACGAAAUCAAGUCACAAACCACAUUCAACUCAAACUUAGAAUGUAGAAUACCAAACGAAAUUACCCAAUAUAUGGAUAUGGAAUUGGAACGAGCAAGAUGCAGACGAACAGAACAUUUAAGAAAACUGGAAAAGCAAAAACAAAGAGAGGAAGAACAGGAAAAAAGAAUGGAACGGGAACAAGAACAAGAGCAAGAACCGGAGCAAGAACAAGAGCAAGAGAUACUGCGCUUAACGAGCGAACAAAGAGAAAAAUUAUCCGCUUUAAAGUUAGAUCCAAAACCUAUAUUGAAGGAGACUAGCAUGAAAGAAGCGUUAGAAGAGGAAGGUGACGGGGAUAUUGCAGGCCAAAAAAAUAUAGCAGAACAAGGGAAAGUGUUCGAAGAGCAUCAUCAAUUAAAUAAUAAGAAUGGUAAGCAUAGAAAUGGUCACGAUGUUCCACGCUGUAAAGAGAGGAUAUCUCCUUGUGCACCCGCCUUACCACCUAGGCAAUCCACAAUGACUACAGGUUUGGGCCAAAAAUAUGGACAUGAACAAAUAGAAGGGCCCCUGUGGCUCUAG
Messenger RNA from Naumovozyma dairenensis CBS 421, 1764 nucleotides. RefSeq names its product serine/threonine protein kinase HRR25 (gene HRR25). Gene Ontology annotation, biological process: signal transduction; peptidyl-serine phosphorylation; endocytosis. The record is from RefSeq and is a predicted model, not a curated record. Gene Ontology annotation, cellular component: nucleus; cytoplasm. Gene Ontology annotation, molecular function: protein serine/threonine kinase activity; ATP binding. Bases 1 to 1764 code for a protein of 587 amino acids. Lineage: Eukaryota; Fungi; Ascomycota; Saccharomycetes; Saccharomycetales; Saccharomycetaceae. The transcript has a single exon.